CCACAGAUGCGCUUCCUGCUGCUGUUCAGCCGGCAGGGGAAGCUGCGACUGCAGAAGUGGUUCACUCCGGUGACUGAGAGAGAGAAGAAGAAGGUGAUCAGGGAAAUGACUCUGAUGGUGCUGGCUCGCCCUCCUCGCUCCUCUAACUUCCUCCACUGGAGGGACCUCAAGAUUGUUUACAAGAGGUAUGCCAGCCUCUACUUCUGCUGUGGUUUGGAGGACCAGGACAAUGAACUGUUGACCUUGGAGGUGCUGCACCGAUAUGUCGAGCUGCUGGACAAAUACUUUGGCAACGUGUGUGAGCUGGACAUCAUCUUUAACUUUGAGAAGGCCUACUUCAUCCUUGAUGAGUUCCUGAUGGGAGGAGAGAUCCUGGAGACCUCCAAGACAGCUGUGGGCAUCGCUAUGGAGGAGGCAGAGACACUACAAGAGACAAUGGAGGAGUAUAUGAGUAAACCGACCUACUGA
Molecule: messenger RNA, 468 nt
Organism: Salvelinus namaycush (lake trout)
Lineage: Eukaryota; Metazoa; Chordata; Actinopteri; Salmoniformes; Salmonidae
Product: AP-1 complex subunit sigma-3-like
Exons: 4
Coding region: 7-468 (153 amino acids)
Biological process (GO): intracellular protein transport; vesicle-mediated transport
Cellular component (GO): membrane coat; intracellular membrane-bounded organelle; AP-1 adaptor complex
Molecular function (GO): clathrin-cargo adaptor activity
Source: RefSeq, a predicted model, not a curated record